CACGACUCUAAGCUCAAUCGCUAAGCGCCAGUUGCAACAGUUGCAUUUCUCACUUGCAUAUAAUUCGCAAAAAUGGCGAAUGAAGAUUCAGUGACGGCGGCUAAAUCAAAGUCUGUUUUUGACUAUCUCAACGAUUGGGGCACUGCAUCUCUCCCUCCAUCUCUCCUAGCAACCCUCAUUACCGCUCUUCACGCUCGGCCCCCAUCCCUGCCCCUCUUCAUCUUCACACCUCCGCUGCUCUUCUCGUCCUACCUCAACCUGUCCGGCUAUCCCACCGGCAGCGCUGGUCUAACCGCUGCCUGGUCCGGUCUCUACGUGCUGCUGGCUCUGCGACGACGCCAGCCUUUCCGUGGACGCUUCUCGGUCCGAGGGGUCGUGCGUGGCACGGCGAUUGGGUUGGGGGCCGCGAACUGCGUUGCUGGCGGUUGGGUCUAUGCCAAUGGUGAUUUUGAGAAGGAUGAGAAGGCCAGAGUGGACAGAAACCGAUGGGGCAACUAAAGGAUUUGAGUUUGUGUUGGCUGUAUGAUAGGUGUUGUACGAUAUGUUUGUUGUAUGUCAGCGCGGAUUGAGAUUAUAGGAGCCGUUGGUCCGGCAGUUGGGUGUGUUGGUUAUGACUGAAGAUGCAUAUGCGUCACGAAAAUGAACAUCUGUCUAUCAAUUGCACAUGGCCAGGAUAACAAACUAGCGCCAACAAACCACACAAUACUGUAACCCUUCGUCGUGACUCACAAGUCAUCUCUCAUACAUCUGAGACAAAGCAAAUUUCUACGUAAGUAUCCUCUCAUGGUAGAAACUACUGGUCAUGAAGUUGCGAUCCUUCAAGCCAGGGUCAGAUCAUAAAGCGUACACGAAUGUCGACAGGCAUUAGGAACGAGUGGGAACGAGCUUACCACCAACAAUUGGUCGCAAUACGAGACGGCGAGGCAGAUUUACAAAAAACCGAAGCGACCCUGACAUACAUGAUAAGCAGAAUGUUCCUUUUAUAAGCUUGAGUGGUAAUUGAUUCUAUUCCCAUGUUGCAGCUGUGGCUGACAUGCUGCAGUGACAUCCAGAUAUAGCAUCACCAGCCUCAAUCCUACCCAAUGUGUUAGUCAUGCUGUCCAGAGGAUCAGAUGAGUCAGAACGAUAUAUAUUGAAGGGUUGCGAAGCUUUGCUAUCGUCUAUAGGACUCGAGAAGAUAAUUUAGGCUUCCUGUCGUCACGACGAGUGGUACCUCAAUUUUUGCCCAAGGCAUAAACUCAAGCUUAUAGCCCUGCUCACGGAGGCAUUGUCAGCAUCACACGUACUGGAACUCAUAAUGAUAGCACUUUUUUCUUCUGCUAUUUUACCCAACGCCCUGCUAUCCAGGUAUCAUCAGUAUUUAUCUAUUAAUACAGUUCAAACCCCGUAUCUUCAAUGCGCCU
Messenger RNA from Fusarium verticillioides 7600, 1403 nucleotides. RefSeq lists its product as hypothetical. The record is from RefSeq and is a predicted model, not a curated record. Lineage: Eukaryota; Fungi; Ascomycota; Sordariomycetes; Hypocreales; Nectriaceae. The coding region runs from base 73 to 498 and encodes 141 amino acids. The transcript is spliced from 2 exons.